Fusarium pseudograminearum CS3096 is the source of this 1995-nucleotide messenger RNA. RefSeq lists its product as uncharacterized. Bases 1 to 1995 code for a protein of 664 amino acids. The transcript has a single exon. NCBI's taxonomy places the organism in Eukaryota, Fungi, Ascomycota, Sordariomycetes, Hypocreales, Nectriaceae. The record is from RefSeq and is a predicted model, not a curated record.
AUGGAACAGCAAGAUCCUCAAACUCUCCGCACCCCAUCUACCGUACCUCGUGAUACUGAACACCGAUCGACUCGCCAGUCCCCGUCGUCAUCGCCUUCGAUCUCGCCGCUUACACCAGCUCCCCGGCGCCACGCCACGAGUUCCUCUUCUCGCCCGACAACACCCAAUAGAAGUCACUUGUCGACCUCUGAACCUACUCUUCGAUUUCCUCGACCUCAAGGCAGCCGACAUCUCGCCAACUGGAUUUCAUCGAGUAAUCCAGACAUCAUGCGUUUCACCACCACUCCCGAGGAUGGGGGGCUCAUGGACGAGUCAUCCUAUGAACUGAUCUCUAACAUCGACACCGAGUCUCAGGAUGGUAACUACAACGAGUCCAUGAGCGAAUCUAUUGGCUCUUUCGAUCUUGCCCGGCCCGACGACGUGCAAAGCUGCGCUGGUACUGAGCAGACCUGCGACGACGAAUCUAUUGCCGCCGAAUCUGUUGCCGACGAAGGCGAUGCCUCCGCCCAGCAAACUCAACAAGAGUCUGAGUCCAUGUCCGAGUCCAUGGAUGCCAAUCAGACUCCACAAACACAACAGAGCUGGGCGUCGGUGGUCAACAAUGGGCCCCUUCCCGAAGUUGAAGCUGACAUUGAGCCCGACGAAGAACCCGAGCUUGAGUCACAGCCUGCCGAACAGGAGCCCGAGUCGGAAGACGAAGCUCGAUCCAGGAGUUCCCUCGAGUAUACUCAGCAAAGCCUCAAGACCCCAUCGAUUCCUAGCCCAGACGCUGGCAAUAUGGAGAGCAAGCUUGAUCGGCUGCCUCUGCCUACUGGGAUCGAUAAUGACGAAGAGACCCAACGGGCAACGCUUGACAAAUGGUUAAGAGAAACCCAACACCCUACAUUUACGAACAGGGAGACAGUCAGCAAGGUCGUCAGGUCAUCCCUACCUGCUCUCCUUUUGCUUGUCCUGGUCUCAUUGAUCAGCGUCUUCCUCUCUCCACUCUCAAGAGAUGCGGCUCCCCACAUCCCCGCAGCCACUUCCGCUGCCACAACUCACCCCACUCUCCUGUCCUCAAGUCGAAGCUCGCAGCCAACUUUGCAGUCCCUUUCCACAGGUGUGAGUUCAGCACUUAUUCCCCUUCAGGAUGCCCGCACCAACGAAUGGCUUUGGGGCAGCCAAAGGAUUGAUGUGACUGUCAAGAAAUAUCAUGGCAACUUUCUGAUUCAAAUGCCUCGAGGCACCAAGAAAUCAUGGCUUGAUAGAGAUUGCCUCAACUUCAAUGCCAAGCGUGGCGAGAAACAGGUCCGAUUUGGCACCUCAUCAGUUGAUGAAGGCAUUCUGCUCAAGAUCCCCAGAGAGGAAGCCCACGGAACCGUCAAGGUUGACAUAUUCGCUACUUGCCGCCCUAGGAUGCACAAGGUCCUCCAGGUUGAAUUCGGGAAGGGCAUGUUUUCGGAGGCCUUGAACCUGACCUUGUCAUUCGCUCAACGUGUCCCAGAGUUUGUUCCUGCUGCUGCUCAAGGGGCAGAGCGACGCCUCGAGGACGCCAGACGCUCGCUAGAGACCGCUUCCGGAAACCUGAUGACCACGUCCGACACAUUUUGCAAAGACAUCGGUACCAAAUUCCAUGAUGCUCACCGGUCUUUGAACUGGAUCAAGAGGGAUAUCAAGUGUCGCGUUCAAACGGCAAAGCAAGACAUCUCCAAGAAGUUGGACGCUGUUGCAACUGACGUCAAGCAAUACAUUCCCAGCACUGAAGUUGUGCAACACCAAGCGCAGCUUGAAUUGCUCCAGGCACAAAUUAGAGCAAAGUUGUGGUGGCUCAAGGUAACUGCGAGUGACGAAGAACAUGACCGUUACCAAGUUGCGGCCAAGCAGUUCAUGACUGCCAAACUACUGAAGAACAAACAUGUUCAAAAGCCGGCCAGCAUGGCGUCAGCCGGCUCCAAACACUUCGGCUGUUGGUUUUCCACUAACUGUCGAGAUAAUUCAGGAGGACAGAAGAAAUAG